Messenger RNA from Lynx canadensis (Canada lynx), 7266 nucleotides. RefSeq names its product adenylate cyclase 1 (gene ADCY1). The transcript has 20 exons. The record is from RefSeq and is a predicted model, not a curated record. Gene Ontology annotation, cellular component: plasma membrane. Lineage: Eukaryota; Metazoa; Chordata; Mammalia; Carnivora; Felidae. Gene Ontology annotation, biological process: intracellular signal transduction; adenylate cyclase-activating G protein-coupled receptor signaling pathway; cAMP biosynthetic process. Gene Ontology annotation, molecular function: adenylate cyclase activity. The coding region runs from base 199 to 2910 and encodes 903 amino acids.
GACCAGGGCGUGUGGCAGCUCCUGCUGGUCACCUUCGUGUCCUAUGCCCUGUUGCCCGUGCGCAGCCUGCUGGCCAUCGGCUUCGGGCUCGUGGUGGCCGCCUCGCACUUGCUGGUCACGGCCACCUUGGUACCCGCCAAGCGCCCGCGUCUCUGGAGGACGCUUGGUGCCAACGCCCUGCUCUUCCUCAGCGUGAACAUGUAUGGGGUGUUUGUGCGCAUCCUGGCUGAGCGCUCCCAGCGGAAAGCCUUCCUGCAAGCCCGGAACUGCAUCGAAGAUCGGCUGAGGCUGGAGGAUGAGAACGAGAAGCAGGAGCGGCUGCUCAUGAGCCUUCUGCCCCGGAAUGUUGCCAUGGAGAUGAAGGAGGACUUCCUGAAGCCCCCCGAGAGGAUUUUCCACAAGAUUUACAUCCAGCGGCAUGACAACGUGAGCAUCCUCUUUGCGGACAUUGUGGGCUUCACGGGCCUGGCGUCGCAGUGCACGGCACAGGAGCUGGUCAAGCUCCUCAACGAGCUGUUCGGCAAGUUUGAUGAACUGGCCACGGAGAAUCACUGUCGCCGCAUCAAGAUCCUAGGGGACUGUUACUACUGUGUGUCCGGCCUCACCCAGCCCAAGACCGACCACGCCCACUGCUGCGUGGAGAUGGGCCUGGACAUGAUCGACACCAUCACGUCUGUGGCCGAGGCCACCGAGGUGGACCUGAACAUGCGCGUGGGGCUGCACACAGGCAGGGUCCUCUGCGGGGUCCUGGGCCUGCGCAAGUGGCAGUAUGAUGUGUGGUCCAACGAUGUGACCCUGGCCAACGUCAUGGAGGCAGCUGGGCUACCUGGGAAGGUCCACAUCACGAAGACGACCCUAGCGUGCCUGAACGGGGACUACGAGGUGGAGCCGGGUCACGGACACGAGAGGAACAGUUUUCUGAAAGCUCACAACAUCGAGACCUUCUUCAUCGUGCCGUCACAUCGGCGGAAGAUAUUUCCAGGGCUGAUCCUCUCUGACAUAAAACCAGCCAAGAGGAUGAAGUUCAAGACCGUGUGCUACCUGCUUGUGCAGCUGAUGCACUGUCGGAAGAUGUUCAAGGCAGAGAUCCCGUUCUCUAACGUCCUGACGUGUGAGGACGACGACAAGCGGAGGGCGCUGAGAACUGCAUCAGAGAAACUGCGAAACCGCUCAUCGUUCUCCGCAAACGCCGUCUACACCACCCCGGGCACGCGCGUCAACAGGUACAUCGGCCGCCUCCUGGAAGCGCGCCAGACGGAGCUGGAGAUGGCGGACCUGGACUUCUUCACCCUCAAGUACAAGCAGGCUGAGCGGGAGCGCAAGUACCACCAGCUCCAGGAUGAGUAUUUUACCAGCGCCGUCGUUCUGGCCCUCGUCCUGGCCGCCUUGUUCGGCCUCGUCUACCUGCUCAUCAUCCCACAGAACCUGGUCCUCCUGCUGCUGCUGGCCUUCUGUAUCUGCUUCCUGGUGGCCUGCGUCCUGUACCUGCACGUCACCCGGGUCCAGUGUUUUCCAGGGUGCCUGACGAUUCAGAUCCGCACCGUCUUGUGUAUCUUCGUCGUGGUCUUAAUCUACUCCGUGGCCCAAGGAUGUGUGGUGGGCUGCCUGCCCUGGUCCUGGAGCUCCACCCCCAACGGGUCCCUGGUGGUCCUGACGCCCAGCGGCCGCAACGCCGUGCUGCCUGCCGCGCCCUGUGAGUCGGCGCCCCACGCCCUGCUCUGCGGCCUUGUGGGUACCCUCCCGCUGGCUGUCUUCCUGCGGGUGUCCUCCCUGCCCAAAAUGAUCCUGCUCUUUGUGCUCACGACGUCCUACAUCCUGGUCCUGGAGCUCAGCGGCUACACCAGGGCCCCCGGGGGCGGCGUGGCGUCGGGGCGCAGUUUCGAGCCGAUCAUGGCCAUCCUGCUGUUUUCCUGCACCCUGGCCCUGCACGCCCGUCAGGUGGACGUCAAGCUGCGGCUGGACUACCUCUGGGCGGCACAGGCAGAGGAGGAGAGAGAUGACAUGGAGAGGGUGAAGUUGGACAACAAGAGGAUUCUCUUCAACCUCCUGCCGGCCCACGUGGCUCAGCACUUCCUCAUGUCCAACCCCCGCAACAUGGACCUGUACUACCAGUCCUACUCACAGGUGGGCGUCAUGUUUGCUUCCAUCCCCAACUUCGACGACUUCUACAUCGAGCUGGACGGCAACAACAUGGGGGUGGAGUGUCUGCGUCUCCUGAACGAGAUCAUCGCAGACUUCGACGAGCUCAUGGACAAAGACUUUUACAAGGACUUGGAGAAGAUCAAGACCAUCGGGAGCACCUACAUGGCCGCUGUGGGGCUGGCGCCCACCACUGGGACCAAGGCCAAGAAGGGCAUCUCCUCCCACCUGAGCACACUGGCCGACUUCGCCAUCGAGAUGUUCGACGUCCUGGAUGAAAUCAACUACCAGUCUUACAACGACUUUGUGCUCCGUGUGGGCAUCAACGUGGGCCCUGUGGUGGCCGGGGUGAUCGGGGCUCGGAGGCCGCAGUACGACAUCUGGGGGAACACAGUCAACGUGGCCAGUCGGAUGGACAGCACCGGCGUCCAGGGCAGAAUCCAGGUGACCGAGGAGGUUCACCGGCUGCUGCGCCGGGGGACCUACCGCUUCGUGUGCCGCGGGAAGGUCAGCGUCAAGGGCAAGGGUGAGAUGCUGACGUACUUCCUGGAAGGCAGGACGGACGGAAACGGCUCCCAAGCCAGGGAGCGGAAAGUGUGUGGCUACGGACAAGCCGGCCUCCAGGGCAGACUGGGCACGGGCCCGCCCCCGGUGUCCUCCAUGGCCGGCCUCCCGGUCAGAGCCGGGAUGGGGGCUCUGCAGGGCUCAGGGCUCCCCCCCUGCCCCCACGGCCAGCACCUGCCCCCCGGAGCAGCUGGGAAGGAGGCUUAGCGGAGCCCACGCUGGCUGCCGGGGGCUCAGGGCACAAAUGUGCGGGGCGUCUGGGCCUCGGGGGCUCCAGCAGGGACCAGCCCGGCCGACAGCCGGGCCGGGCGCCAGCGGCUGGGCUGCAGAAGGGGAGCUGUCCAGGCAUGACCCGAAGCAGCCGGGCAGUGACGGGCCAGGGGCAGCCCUGCCCGCGCGGACUUGAGGCUUUCAUGGGACUGUGCUCGCGCGGUCCUCUCCUCGGUGGCAGAGAAGGAGAAGCUGCCUGGGAGCGGCCGGGUCAGCGUCAGGCUCCGGGCCCUUCAGGACAUCCUGCGGGGCUGCGGGCUUCCAUUCAGCCAGAGCUGCGGAGCUGUGGCCGGAGGGCGUGAGCGCGAGUGUGCCCCUAGGCAGAUGCACCAUGAACCCUGUGUGGUGGGGCCUGCGUGGACGGAAGCCAGGCCUUGCUCGGCAGGGCCGUGAGGGCAAGAACGUGGCCCAGAUGGCUGGGCCCUUGAUGGGCGGUUUUGGGGAGAACAGACAAGCCCCCUGUCUGGCUGCGCAGGCGGUGGGGACACCUCCUUCCAGAACGGUCUUUGCUGAGAGCCAGAGGCGGGUCUUCUGGAACUCACGGGCCCCUGAGUACGUCUCCGCAUCAAGACCAGCGUCCUCCCUGUUCUGCUCUGUGCUGUCCCUUGACCCCUGACGGCACCGGUUCCUACAGACCCCGGCUGUUCUGGUCACCGUGCUGGUCAUCUUGGUCUCCAGUACUUACAACAUGAACCUGCAUGGAUUUUGAAACAAGUGAACCUCACGACCCAGAGAGAGCUUCUAGGGCGGAAGAACCAGCGGCCGGACGGGGAGUCUCGGAGUGAGUUUCGGGCUGCACGUGAGGGUGUCCGGCCCCCUGCAGGGAACUGUGCGGAGGUCUGGGAGUCACCUAUGUGCGCAGGGGCAGACUGAGGACGCCGGGAUGUGCUGCUGGGGGCACAGGGCAGCAGCCGGGGGAAAGGACGGACCAGAAAUACCCGGACGAGACCAGAAAUACCCGGAGGAAGGCCGUUUUGGCACCGGAGGGGGGUCUGGGCAGACAAGUCCAUCUGGGGACCAGUCCUGACCUGCAGCUCCAGCAUGCAGUGCGGGGGGCUCUGGGGGACUGAAGCCAGUGAAGGGGCCUGGACGCUCCUGGGGAUGUCCCCAGGCUGCUCCCGCUGGAGGCCUGCGAGGCGUGGCAUGCUCCGUGGGGGGCGACCCUGCCCAGCCGUGUUGCCGGGCGGGGGCUCUGCGGGGCAGUCCACGCAGGUUCAGGACAGAAGUGGGUGGGUGGACAGCCUCCCUCCUGAGAACAAGCUGUUUGCUGGCCAGCAACAGCCAUCGCUACAUUGACAAGGUCUCAGUGGCCCAGCCUGCGCACCCCCCCCCCACCCCACUGCCCACAUUUAGAGACAUGGCAUGAUUCCUUUAGGGGAACCUGAGUCACCUCAAGAGUCCUGUGAGCAUGUGGCCUGUGUGCCUGUCUGCACCCAGCUGCAGGGCUGGGGACCUGGCCCGUCUUCCACCCAGGGCAGGUUGGGGGCCGGGGAACGGUGGAUGGCACUGUGGCCUGACCUCGUGAACGUGCUCUGUCACAAGACAGAGGGGACUUUACAGGAAUUGAGGGUACGGGCCUUCAGCUGAGGCAGGGUCCUGAGUUCCCUGGGUGGCCCCGGUGGGACCGCGUGUCCCCUCGAAGUGGACGUGGAGGCCGGGCGGUCAGGACGGCCCAAGCAUGAAGUUGUUGUUAAAGAUUCGGGGCCCCGGCCCUCAGCUGGCGGAGAUGGGUUGGUGGCUCCCCAGACACGCACGGCAGAUUCCAGAGGCGGGUGGACGCCCAUGGGACUCUCAGUGGCCCUCUGGCCUUGCUGGGCCCAACCCGGGGUCCACGGAACCAGGAGCAGCCGACCUCUGUGACCAACUCCGGCAGCGAGGCUCCCGCUUCCACGAGCGAGCGACCGUCGGUCACCAGCGGCUCAGCCCCGUGGCUCCCUGGGGUGCAGGAUCCGUGUGCCGCCUCGGCGGUCGCUGCGUGCCAUCUUCCUCCGUACUUGGGAUGGGACUGUAGGAUAUUGCCUUACUUGUUUUUACUCUUGUACAGCGUUCACGGACAAACAGCCUUUCGCGUGGGGUCCUCUCUGAAUUAUUUGAGAUGCUCUGUAAACAGCACAGUGUUUCACACGACACCCCUUCGCUCCCACCAAAAAUGAGAACAGCCCAUCACCAUGCGAAUGACACCCUUUACCCAGACGUGCGAUGUUCCCAAGGCCCCGCGUUUCUGCUUGGGGAAGCCACGCCCUGCUUGGGGGGCACUUUGGGGUGUCCCUUGGCGCCCCCUCUGUGUGCUGCUUACGCCCAACCUCAGUAGACUAGAGAGCAACCCCAAACUUCCAGAUGCUUCCAUGGACCAUGGGGCCGGGUGGUCCACUCCACAGGGUCUGUGUCCUGCAGGGCGGCACCCCCCACAGACCAGGUCCCCCGAGCCUGCACUUUUAUCAGACUCCAAAGCCACCAGAGCUUCCAGACACCUUCUGUCACUAGAAGCAAUAACAACUUUAACAUGUGGAACCAAGCCUGGUGCAGAGCAGACCGGUAACUCAGACACAAGCCAUGUGCACACGUGUGCCCAAGUCGAGCCAUGCUAUGGGGGGCCGACACCUCCAGGGCCCCCCCCCAGCUCCUCCUCCAGACCCAGCUCAGGCUCCUCCAUGGGCUUUGCUGUCGGUGCCCCGGGCACAGGGAGCAGAGGGACACAGGGAGGGCAGGCUGGGGUCUGUGCACAUCAGUGACUCCCCUUACGCUGUCUCCGCGUGUUUCAGAGCCGGGACGCCCAUCCUCCCCACUCAGCCUGGUCGACACUAGGGCUUCGCGCUCAGACAGGACCCGGCCAGCCUUCAGAGGCACACACCCCGGGUCCCCCGUAGCUCCAUGCUGGGCCCCAUCAGCAGCCUAGACGUACCAAACCCCUGCUUUGUCCCACUCAAGAAGGAAGGGUCCGGUUGGCCUUGCCCUUCUCUGUCUCGGUCUGGUGGACCCGUCUCUAUCCCAGCAUGUGUGUGCACAUGCCCUUGUGCGCUGUGUACCUGUGACUCCCUGAGUUGGGUCCUUUUGGUCCCUCCCUGGGAGGCAGGCCCCGCCCACCGCACCCAUGCACGGCUUACCUGGCAGGUGCUCACCCCCUGCUGGGCACUGAGCGGCCCCCUGACCAGGUGGGUCACAGCUGACACAUGGAAUUCUGAAGUGUGCAGGCCUGUCGGCUGUAUGGAAAGUCACCCCCGGAAACUGACUUGACCCCGAUUUUGUAGUGGCUUCGAUUAAAAAAACAAAACAAAACAAAACAAAAACAAAAAGUCCACCUUCUUAGAAGCUGUUGAUUUUAAAAUGUUUGGUUUGGUGAAAUUAAGGGGCAGUUGUGGCCGGCUGGAAGCAGAGGGCAUGGCCCCGUCCUGGCGCCUGGACCUCCUGUCUGCCUGGCUGCGUUUGCUUUGAAAGUUCACAUGGGACGAUUGAGCCCCAACACCCUCUGACGGGACAUGGGAAACGUGGGGUGUGGCCUGUCUUCUUGUGGCAUCUGGCGGUAGUGUUUGUCUUCACAAGUCAUAGGCUGGAGUGGGUUGAAAUCAGGUCCCAGGUCAGCUGGGGGUGGCCUGAGGACCCCCGUCCUGGAGGGCGGGGUGGGGAUGGGGUCAAGGGGCAGACAUUCAGGAAGGCUCCGUUUGGCUCAGCCUAAGGAAUAUACUCCCACCUGUGCGUUUGGCCAGGCUGGACUCCGGAGGUGUGGGGUCGGCACUGGCAGCUGGUCCCGGGAGUGCGGGCCCCUGGGGAGUGGGGCCGGGUCCCCGAUACUGUGGCAGGUGGCAAGCAGCCAGAGGCAGGCCCUGUGCCCAGAGACCGUGGGGGCCCCGCAGCAGCAGAUGUAGCAAUGCAGAGUGCCCGUGGUGGGAGGGACAGCCUGGUGUGGCCAGCAGCACGAGGCAGGGUGCCAGCCCCAGACCCCGUGCCCUCGGGGCGCUCCCAGGGACGCCCAGCUCCAGAAGCCGGGUGCUGUCUGUGCGCACCUGCAGGCCGGUCCUGUAGUGCCGGGGACACAUGUCACCUGCUUGUCCCCCUCGUGGGAGUAAACGUGAUUGCAGGGGCCACGUCUGGGGACCACAGCUCCCUAAAGGGCUUUGUGGUAACGACUCCUACAUUCGAAUUUCUUAAUUUCCCUGCAGAUGUAAUCCGUCUGUUUCCCGUCAGAUCUGUUCACACAGAUAAACCGUAACUGCUGUGCUGGAGCCAUGAUUUGCUCACAUCAGUGCGUAUGUGCGUGUGUGCGCGUGCGCAUGUGUGCAUGUAUAUGGGUGAGUG